AGGCCGCGCGGCCGGGCCGGGGAAUCUAGGUGGUAGCUCGCGGAGGCGCCUCCGGAGAGUGACGCGCAGACUCCGCUCCCCCGCGGCCCGCCCUCCUGCCGGCCUCGCCGCGGUCUCCCUCGCUCCCUGAGAUCGCUGAGCGCUGAGCAGCGGCCCGGGGGAGGAGGCCCUGGGCGACGGGGCGCGGAGAGGGAGGGCGGGCGGGCGGGCAGUGGGAGCGCCGCGGAUCUCUAUAUGGCGACGGCUCUGUCGGGUCUGGCUGUCCGGCUGUCGCGCUCGGCCGCCGCUCGCUCCUAUGGGGUCUUCUGCAAGGGGCUGACCCGCACGCUGCUCAUCUUCUUUGACUUGGCUUGGCGGCUGCGCAUCAACUUUCCCUACCUCUACAUCGUUGCUUCCAUGAUGCUCAACGUGCGCCUGCAGGUUCAUAUUGAGAUCCACUGAAGGCCAUCCUUGACUGAUAGGCAUCACCCUGACUCACUGCAUCAGAGGGCACAAAGCAUGAGGGCUGGGAGAGGGACCCUGGGUGUUUGCCUGGCCAGGGUAAAGCAGUCACAAGGAGGUGACCUGGACAAACUAGCAUGUGGCCUUAAGAAAAGAAGUCAGAAGGGGAACCCCAGCCCAUCAGCUGUGCCUUCUUGGACAGACCAGCCUAUGGCAGAUACCUAUGGAAAGUCAUGGGCCACAGCGGCAGCAUCCUCAGAAAUGAAGCGUGCUCAGAGCAAGGCCAGCCUCGUACUUCACAGAGGCUUCACAGUGCUUCACUAUCUGAAGGGGUCAAUGGGGAGAAGUUCAGCUCCUGCAGCCUCCGUAGGAAGGGCUGUGGUUCUGUCCUCUGCUCCUUCAGAAGAACAUCUAUCUGGGGUGUCCCGUGGCAUCGGGGAUACACUAGGAAGUGACUGGCUGGGAAGAGAGCCCAGAGCCACAGACAGCCGUGGACAGUACCUCAAAGGAGAGUCCUGGGUGUCAGGAUGGCCACGCCAUCCAAAACUGAGGGAAAUGGGAUUUCUAAGCGAUGAACCCCUGAGUGCUGUCCCCAAGGGGCUAGGCACCAAGUCAGAACUGUCUUACCAAUACACUGAGCUGUGCCAGCUGCCAUAUGCUUACACCCAUUAUGAAGUUUUCCCAGAAGACAAGACGAGAUGUGUGUCCCUUGACCAUUUAAAUCCCGUGUUUUCAGAGGAAACAGUAGAAGAUGAGAAAACUCUCUCAAGUACUUCAGAUGGUCUGCAGAUAGUCGUGGGGUCACUGGCUCUGCAAUCAUCCAGAUUAGCAAGUCUCUGAUGGCAUAGUCAAGGUACAAGCAGAACAAUAAAAAUAGCAGAUUAAUUUUAAAGGUUGUCUGACAGUUUCUUUUGCAUUAAGUCUGGCGUAUGCUGCAGCCGUUCAAUUCCUGCUGAUUCCUGUGACCAGACACACCUUGCUGGUUGAUGCAGAGACAUGUUUUUGAGCAUGCUUUCAGUCGUUUCGGAAGGAUGCUCAGAACUGGGAAACCUCCUCCCCAGGGGAAAUGAUCUACCCAGUAUAAGAUGGGACAGGAACUAUUUAGCACAGAGUUCUGUAUCAUGGAGACCCAUUCUCAAGGGCUAGCAUCCAGAUGCCGCCUGCCUCAGCUCACCUCUGGCCAUCUAAUGGAAGUGGAGGUCUGUAGGCUGUGCCCUCCACUUCUUGUAAGCCUUGCUUUGGUCACGAAGAGUCUUACAUUUCUGCAUUGUACAGACUCUGUGACCUGCGACCUGAUGUCCCUUCUCACAUGCCCCUCUCCUUCUGCCUGAGUUGCAGUUUUUAAUGGAGGCACUUUGGAGACGUUGCAAUAUUAAAUUUAGGAUAACUUUAAAUUACAGGAGAGUUUAAGACUUUUCUGCCGACAGAACAUAGAUCGCAAAUGAAGUAUUUUCCUUUACCCCGAUCCAGGACUUAUAAUCUCUUUUUUCCCCCCUGAAGUAACUCUCUCUUUGUGGUUUGUUGAUAACUUUAAUAAAGGUCAUUUAAAGAGCGGACAUUUUAAAGCCUCCUACCCAAGACAGAGUUAAAAACAGCCACGGGGGAUGGGGGGAACCUGACUGUAGAUGUCAUUUAUAUUGUGUCCUAAAUUACUAUGCCACGGGCUAUUUUAGGGUUUUGGGAAAAUAAUAAAAUCUGUUCUUUAGCAUAAUAAAUAUGUUUUAUUUUGU
Arvicanthis niloticus (Nile rat) is the source of this 2171-nucleotide messenger RNA. The record is from RefSeq and is a predicted model, not a curated record. NCBI's taxonomy places the organism in Eukaryota, Metazoa, Chordata, Mammalia, Rodentia, Muridae.